This is a messenger RNA of Arabidopsis thaliana (thale cress), 1648 nucleotides long. It is a transcript of the gene OTP43, whose product is annotated as Pentatricopeptide repeat (PPR) superfamily protein. The record is from RefSeq and is marked reviewed. Gene Ontology annotation, cellular component: mitochondrion. The coding region runs from base 1 to 1362 and encodes 453 amino acids. Lineage: Eukaryota; Viridiplantae; Streptophyta; Magnoliopsida; Brassicales; Brassicaceae. The transcript has 2 exons.
AUGAAACGUCUUUUUAGCAAAUCGCUAUGUACUUCGGCCGCCGGAGCCAAUCUCAAACCACCGCCGGCAGAUUCCGCCGCCAUAGCUAAGCUUAUCCUCUCUUCUCCGAACACAACUCACCAAGACGAUCAAUUUCUACUCUCCACCAAAACAACCCCAUGGACCCCAAAUCUCGUGAACUCUGUUCUCAAGCGACUCUGGAACCACGGCCCUAAAGCUCUCCAAUUCUUCCACUUCCUCGACAAUCACCACCGCGAAUAUGUCCACGACGCUUCCUCCUUCGAUCUCGCAAUCGACAUUGCCGCCCGUCUUCACCUCCACCCCACCGUCUGGUCACUCAUUCACCGUAUGCGCUCUCUCCGCAUCGGUCCUUCUCCCAAAACCUUCGCAAUCGUCGCCGAGAGGUACGCAUCCGCUGGGAAGCCCGAUAAAGCGGUUAAGCUGUUUCUGAAUAUGCACGAACAUGGUUGUUUUCAAGAUUUAGCUUCUUUCAAUACGAUUCUCGAUGUGUUGUGUAAAUCUAAACGCGUAGAGAAAGCUUAUGAGUUGUUUAGAGCUCUUAGGGGAAGAUUUAGUGUUGAUACAGUUACUUACAAUGUGAUUCUUAACGGUUGGUGUUUGAUUAAAAGGACGCCUAAGGCUUUAGAAGUUUUGAAAGAGAUGGUUGAGAGAGGGAUAAACCCUAAUUUGACUACUUAUAACACAAUGCUCAAAGGUUUUUUCAGAGCUGGGCAGAUUAGACAUGCUUGGGAAUUCUUCUUGGAGAUGAAGAAACGGGAUUGUGAAAUAGAUGUUGUCACUUAUACUACUGUGGUUCACGGGUUUGGUGUUGCGGGGGAGAUAAAGCGGGCGAGGAAUGUUUUCGAUGAGAUGAUUAGAGAAGGUGUGCUUCCUUCUGUUGCGACGUACAAUGCUAUGAUUCAAGUUUUGUGUAAGAAAGAUAAUGUGGAGAAUGCGGUUGUGAUGUUUGAGGAAAUGGUGAGGAGAGGUUAUGAGCCGAAUGUGACGACUUAUAAUGUGUUGAUAAGAGGGUUGUUUCACGCUGGAGAGUUUAGUCGUGGAGAGGAGUUGAUGCAGAGAAUGGAGAAUGAAGGCUGUGAACCAAACUUCCAGACAUAUAACAUGAUGAUCCGUUAUUAUUCGGAAUGCAGCGAGGUCGAGAAAGCGUUGGGUUUGUUUGAGAAAAUGGGGAGUGGUGAUUGCUUGCCAAAUCUAGAUACUUACAACAUACUGAUAAGUGGAAUGUUUGUGAGAAAAAGAUCAGAAGAUAUGGUGGUCGCUGGGAAUCAAGCUUUUGCAAAGGAGAUCUUGAGAUUGCAGAGUAAAUCUGGUAGCCGGCUUCUCCGGAAGUUCAGGCUAUGAAGUUACUAGUCUGCAUGUGAUUGGGGAUAGACUCUUGCUAUGUUUACAACAAUCAAUACUUCCCCAAAGCAUUGCAUUGCAGUUAAUAGAGACUGGACCAGGAAAGGCUUCAUAGGAUUUUGCAAGAACAGUUUAUUAUCAAUGCCAAAACUACACAAGUGCUUUAUUAUUCUGGGCAAAAAUUCAGUGCCUUUUACAGUAGCUGUGUUGUGAGUAUAGAAAAUGGAAUUGAUACAAUGUUGGAAAAUUCUUGGUGUAAAUAAAUGAUACAUGUGAAUUAGUUCCC